CAAAACCAUUCUAAUACCUCCAAAUACUCCAGAGAAAAACACAAGGAAUGUCAAAAAGAUGGUAAAAAUCGCCUGAGAAUGCCAUCUCGCACGAUCUACCUUUGAGCAUUGCAUUAUGACAUCCUGCGAUAUGAUGUAUCAAUUCUAUAAUCCGUAUUUCUCUCAUAAAACACCAUCAAGCGAUUUCGCGAAGUUUGGAACUCCCGGCUUAACGACAGACCAUCAUCACCUACAGGCUAGCGGUUCAUACCCCCACAGCUCAUUACCCCCGUGCACAGGAAAUGAUAGACAUGGGGACAUAGAGGGGGAAAUAGACCCGGAAUCUCAACCGAAGUCCUCCCAAUACCUCAACCCAAACUGUGUCCUCCUGAGUUAUUUUUCUGGGGACACUUCGACCGUGGUGGACGAACACUUCAGUCGAGCUCUCAGUCAACCAAGCAGCUUUAAUCUGGACCGAAAUUUUAGCUCCUCUUCGUCAUUUUCCGUCAAAUCUAAAGCAGAAAAACCACUGAUGUGUCAUCGAAAGUUACCGCCGUCAUUCUGGAACAGUGCUUACAAACCGCCGUCAGGCCAGUUUGGGACAGGAAGUAACUUUGACUACUCCCGGGAUCCAUAUUUCCCGUCAUCUUGGUACUCACUGCAAAAUAACUGGCCCUACAGGCUCCCCUCCCACAGUCACACUGACCUUAGCGGGUCUCUCCCAUAUUCCUCGUUUGACGCCACAGGAAAGUUUGGAUCCACAUACCAGUCUCUCAUGUUUCCUGGAAGUUAUGACACAAGACAAUCUAAAUAUGACUUUGCCAAAAAUAUGGAAUCUUUAGCGGGAACAAGUAGUUAUUAUGGAUUAUCCAGACUAGGAAUGGAUUUUACAUCCAAAGGGGACCCACCGGUCAAUGGGUUGGAGUACCAGUUACAGACAGCUCGGCGGGAGUUGUGUUGGUGACACCCUACACAAGAGUUCCUGCAAAACAAGAGACGAGAGAGAGCACGUCCACUGUGGUGAUAAAUGACAACAAAUCAACGUGCACAUUCACACGUCUAAAAUCUAUACCAUUAUUAAUGAGCACGAUAAAUUCGUUCAAGUUUUUCAAUUUGAUUAAUGGAGGCAAAUGUUGAAAAACUGGAGGUCAAAACCGGUGGCAGCAGGCCUGUGCUCACUUCCAUCCGAUCAUAAAAAUGAAUCGUAGAUUUUGCAUUCAUAUAAUAUUGUCAUUAUCUCAUCAACUUACAAAGAUUAUAUGAUCUGCUAUAAGUGGCUAUGGUGUACAAUAAAAUGUUAUAUUGUAUAGAUUAA
Messenger RNA from Saccostrea echinata, 1294 nucleotides. Its product is annotated as transcription cofactor vestigial-like protein 2. The record is from RefSeq and is a predicted model, not a curated record. The coding region runs from base 116 to 943 and encodes 275 amino acids. Gene Ontology annotation, cellular component: nucleus. Gene Ontology annotation, biological process: regulation of transcription by RNA polymerase II. NCBI's taxonomy places the organism in Eukaryota, Metazoa, Mollusca, Bivalvia, Ostreida, Ostreidae. The transcript has 4 exons.